Messenger RNA from Teleopsis dalmanni, 1742 nucleotides. RefSeq lists its product as uncharacterized. The record is from RefSeq and is a predicted model, not a curated record. The transcript is spliced from 6 exons. The coding region runs from base 308 to 1699 and encodes 463 amino acids. Lineage: Eukaryota; Metazoa; Arthropoda; Insecta; Diptera; Diopsidae.
UUCAAAGAAAUAAAAAAAAAAUGUAAUAACCUGAAAUGCUGAAAUAAACAAAUUUUAACUGUGUCCAGUGAUAUCCUUCGUGUCCAGAACAAAACCUAGCUCAACAGAGAACUCAACUUGGAUUUCCUUCCUGUCAGGCAUCGAACCUGCAGUGUCAAUUUACGGUACUCGACCCCGUAGUCAAUCAACCUGUUAGCUGUCUGAAGUCAAUUCAUCUGCUCAGCGUGUUGCGCCUACCUAAACAUUAGUAGACGAAAAAUAUUAGAAGUCAUUCGCUUUCAGUUUACGACUACACACAUUAGCCAAAAUGUUGCAAUACUUUGGAGCAUUUUUAAUCUCAAUUCUCUUCCUUCAAGAUUGCACACACAGUCUUCGCUUGCUCGAAGUGCGAAUACCCAACUACGUGAUUAAAGGAUCAGCAGCACAACUGGAAUGUCUUUACGAUUUGGACGGCGAGGCAUUGUAUUCAGUUAAAUGGUACAAGGAUGGAAAUGAAUUUUAUCGUUACGUACCUCGAGAUAUGCCCCCAGCUCAAACGUUUCUCCUGCCAGGUGUUUCAGUGGACUUGCAUAAUUCAAGUGAUGCCAUUGUGACUCUAAGGAAUGUCAAUUUACAAACAGCGGGUCGUUUUCGAUGUGAAGUUUCUGGCGAGGCACCAUCAUUCCAAACCGUAACAGAACACAGUGAUAUGAUCGUCGUAUCCCUGCCAGAUCAAGGGCCUCCAAAAAUUAGCGGUGGUCGUCCGCGUUAUCAAAUUGGCGAUUGGGUUCGUAUCAAUUGUACUGCCGGUCGUUCCAAGCCCGCCGUGCAACUGUCAUGGUUUGUUAAUGGAGAACCCGCCGAGCCAAACACCCUUCGCAAAUAUGACACAAUGGUGUCGGGCCGAGAGGGCUUGGAGACGUCCAUAUUGGGUCUGCAAUUUCGGGUAGAGCAACAUCAUUUUCGCAAUGGUGACAUGAAACUUAAGUGUGUCGCCUCCUUAUCAACAUUUUAUUGGCGAAGCAACGAAGAGUCCGUAGAAGGUGAUCGGCCACAAAAGGCACCAGUGCUCGAAUCACGUGAAACAGUUUAUGCUAGCAAUUCCCGUGCCGAUCCCGUUCAAGGUAUGUCAUUCCGGGAAAUAUUUGUUACCAAAAUCUUAUCGUUUUUCAUUCAACCAAAUGCAGCAGCCAGCAAAACGGAUUCAGUCAUUGUUGCAAAUGCACCCAGCUUCAUUGUAUUGUUGUUGGCGGCAACAAUUGCUACCGGCUGCCUAGAGCAGUUGCAUUUAUGGCAACAAUUGUUGGUUCAACAACUUUUAAGAAAACGUGUACAAGAUAUUAAAAAACUACGACAACAACGACAAAAACAGCAACAACAUGAACAACAGCAACAGCAGCAACAACAACAACAACUCUCUGCUGAGCAGGAAAAACAUGAAACGGAAAAAAAUCUACGAGAUGAAAAUGAAAAUCAUGGAAGAAAUGAGCAACAGGAACAUCAUUUUGAGAAUCAACAAGAACAAGAACAAAAAAUUGUACAAAUUAAAAUGAAUAAAAAAAAUGAUGGAAAAAGCGCUUGCUUUGAGAAAGAAAUGCUUUUCGAUUUUAAUGAGGAAAUGCCAAGUUUGUCAAUGUCAUCUCUGUCGUUCAACACAGCUUCCGAUUUUCCGACUACAGCAACAGAAAUGAGUUCGCUAAAACUGUUCGCUGCAAGGUAGCUUCAUUAAACUGGAAGGAAUAACCUCACAGAAAACACAAAAU